UCAACACUUCACCGAAAAGAAAAAUGGUAAGCUUUGCAGGCAAUGGUUUCUCAACGGAGAAAAAGCUGUUCAACAAUGGGUUUCAGCUCUAUAACUGUAAUUUCUUAUCAAGGUACGUUCUUGCACCAUUUGUUCAAGCAAGUCAAGUAUGUGGAUCCGAUAAAUUUAGUUCUGUUCAUGUGAAUCUUUUUAAAAUGGGGAGCCAGCAUCGCAAUGCCGUGAUGGUUUGUGCAACCAGGAGGAGAAGGGCAGCAUAUUCAAGGACAGAGACCUAUGUUCUACUGGAACCCGGACAGGAUGAGAAGUUUGUCUCCAAAGAAGAGUUGGAAGCCAAGUUAAAGGGGUGGCUUGAAAAUUGGCCUGGUGGGACCCUUCCACCGGACCUUGCAAGAUUCAUGACCACCGAUGAUGCCGUUUCUUACUUAGUAAGGUCAGUCUGUGAACUGGAAAUAGAUGGAGAUGUUGGUUCAAUUCAAUGGUAUGAAGUUCGAUUAGAGUGAGAUUAGGCAUCACAAGUCUUGACAGUAGCAAUUAUGUAAAUUUCUACUUUCGUUCUUAAUGAUGGAAAAAAUCUUUACAUAUUUCCAGUGCUAAAUACAGAGCUAGCCAUCUUAAAGCAUUUGCUUAA
This is a messenger RNA of Hibiscus syriacus, 628 nucleotides long. RefSeq names its product protein CHLORORESPIRATORY REDUCTION 7, chloroplastic-like. The transcript is spliced from 3 exons. Gene Ontology annotation, cellular component: chloroplast stroma. Bases 24 to 500 code for a protein of 158 amino acids. The record is from RefSeq and is a predicted model, not a curated record. NCBI's taxonomy places the organism in Eukaryota, Viridiplantae, Streptophyta, Magnoliopsida, Malvales, Malvaceae.